Microdochium trichocladiopsis is the source of this 1716-nucleotide messenger RNA. RefSeq lists its product as uncharacterized. The coding region runs from base 1 to 1716 and encodes 571 amino acids. The record is from RefSeq and is a predicted model, not a curated record. NCBI's taxonomy places the organism in Eukaryota, Fungi, Ascomycota, Sordariomycetes, Xylariales, Microdochiaceae. The transcript has a single exon.
AUGUCGCGACUGCCGUCCGACUCGUUCCUGCCCUCAGGCGGCAUGUUUGACCACAACGACCCGUCCGGCUUCUAUCGCGGCAACGACGUCUCACCUUUGUCCCUCCCACACGCCCUCCACCACGCUCCGGGCCAGCAGUACUUCGACACUCUUGCACAGCGCAUCGCCGCGCACCCGGCGUCGAUACCCGUCCCCAACAGUCGCUCCUCCCGUCUGAGCCCCCCCGCCUCAGAUCUCGACAAGAGGACACGCAGUCUGUCUCCGUCCAGGCACUCCUCGUCACAGGCCUGGAUCGGCUCCCCCUCCAUCUCCGCCGUCAGCAACGCCUCGCUUGCGACCUCGCCCGACAACAGCCUUGAUGCGUCAGCGUUGGCCCUCCAGCUGCGACGCGUCACCUUGCAGAACCGCAGGCUUCUCGAGAACUGGGAGGCGGAACGUACACACCUAGAGGCGAACCGAGCCCGGGCCGAGGAGGUGUAUCGCGAAGAGCGCGAGAUCAUGGACGAGGAGCGCGACUUGUGGAUGCAGCAGAGGACGAACCUCGAACUCAAGAUUAUCGAGCUGGAGCAGAGAGCCCAACUGGCCGAGACCCAGUGUGAUACCUUGGCCCGCCAGCUUGAUUUCAUGAGCAAGCAAGCUCGCGCCUCAUCAAAAGCACAAAGCCCAAGCGGGACUUCUCGCACAUCUUCCAAGAACCAGAACCGGAGUGCGUCCACGAGCCCUUCGGCCAGCGGCAGUGCCUCCAUAAAGUUCCUCAGCCCUAAAGACGGCAUCUCCCCACUGACCGGCAAGCCGUUUGCCGGCACAGGUGUCACUAUGCCCGAGUCAAAACCUUUCAUUCCGCUGGAUCCUCGGAUGCAAGGCCCUUCACCAGGCUCCGGAUCUCCCAACGAGUGCCCUUCUCAGGUCCCAUCGAUCGACGUGAGCGAGGUUGUGCCGCAGCUCGAAGGCAUCCGUCUCAAGCAGCCCACACUCGAGAAGCCGACCUUCACCAUCGUCGAGCCACCGUCGUGCUCUCCGCCCGCAGCCAAGGCCAGCAGUCCCUCUGCUGGAUCACCUGCUGGAUCACCUGGCAGCAAGGCGCGCACUUCUCCCGUCGAGAGAGCAAUUCAGGCUCUACAGGCGCCCGAGGCGAGCAGACUCACCAUGCACGCCGGCCACACACCGAAUCAUUCCAUGUCCUUCUCCAAGCUGCCGACCUUGAUGUCCACAGCCACAGCCAAUACAGCUGGCUCGUCUGGCGCAGUCACACCAAAUGAGGGGAAUGUCGAGAUGGCAGGCUCUGGUCUGGGUAAGCCGGCCGCCGGCGCUUUCGAGAUCGUGCCGUCACACGGAGAGGACGCGCAAGCCGUCUCCGAGGACCCUCAUGCUAUUUUCGAGCCUAGUGAGGGCGAUCGGCCCUUGACGGGUACCACGCACCUCAUGAACCGGCCGGCUGUCGACGAGCCUUUCCUUCAGCUGCUAUCGGAGAAACUGCAAAGCGUCGACCCUACUCCGACGGUCGUCCGCAACACUCUGUCAGAGGAAGCCGAGGCCGAACUCACGCGGCAGACUCCAGCGCCUGCCCCUGCUGCAGAUGUCCCAGCUAGCAAGGAAGAUGCGACAGACACGCCGGAAGCGCCCGAGCAGAUCGAGGAAGACAUUCCUCUCAAGUUCAAGACGGGCAGCAACUUUGGCCUUCCUUUCGGCGAUCUUGGUUCUUUGGGCAAACACUAG